Messenger RNA from Diabrotica virgifera virgifera (western corn rootworm), 1128 nucleotides. RefSeq lists its product as uncharacterized. The record is from RefSeq and is a predicted model, not a curated record. The coding region runs from base 1 to 546 and encodes 181 amino acids. The transcript is spliced from 6 exons. NCBI's taxonomy places the organism in Eukaryota, Metazoa, Arthropoda, Insecta, Coleoptera, Chrysomelidae.
AUGGUUGAAGCAGCUUUAUCACGACAAGAAAAUGUUCCUGGCACAGAACAAAGUGAAAGAGUAACUGACUUCACAGUAUUGCAGAAUGUUCUGUCAGAGCGAAACGAGGACUUUCAGAAUCCAGAACAAAGUGAGACAGUAACUAACUUCACAGUAUUGCAGAAUGUUCUGCCAGAACGAAACCAGGAUUUUCAGAACCCAGAACAAAGUGAGACAGUAACUAACUUCACAGUAUUGCAGAAUGUUCUACCAGAACGAAACGAGGACUUUCAGAAUCCAGAACAAAGUGAGACAGUAACUAACUUCACAGUAUUGCAGAAUGUUCUGCCAGAACGAAACCAGGAUUUUCAGAACCCAGAACAAAGUGAGACAGUAACUAACUUCACAGUAUUGCAGAAUGUUCUACCAGAACGAAACGAGGACUUUCAGAGUAAGUUGAAAGCUCAUUUCAAUACCUAUAGUUCGUUCAGUACUAUGCUAUUAACAUUAAUUAACAUUACUAAGACUAGCGUUGAUUUUCAGGCCCAGAACAAUGUGAAACAGUAACUGACUUAACAGUAUUGCAGAAUGUUUUGUCAGAGCGAAACGAGGACUUUCAGAGUAAGUGGAAAGCUCAUUUCAAUAACUAUAGUUUGUUCCCUAUUAUGCCAUUAACAUUACUAAGACCAGCAUUUGAUUUUCAGACCCAGAACAACGCGAAACAGUGACUGACUUUACAGAAGGUUCAAAAGGAGCAGAUUCAGAUCAAUCAUUUGUAAACAAAGAGCCUAGCGUAUCACAUACUAUUCAGGAGACAUCACAGUCUUCAUUAUCGUCAUGUUAUGUCUCCAACAGCGACAAAGACGACGAACCGUGUUCUCUAGAAACGAGAAGAGUGUUGAGUCGGACACAAACCAAUGAAAAUGUUGCUGUAACUACUGAAGAGAGCUCGACUAGAAAACGCAAAAGAAACCCAAAAGAUUGGAAAAGAAACAAGCAGAAAAAACUAAGAAUGAUGGGAAAAGAAUUCGAGAACCGAGCUGGAAGGAAAAUACCUGCUAAAACGCUGACACCAGUCAACUGCAAAUGUCAUUAUAAAUGCAAUGAUAAAAUAUCCCACGAAAACAGAAAGAAAGUACUCGAAGAAUA